CUCUUAACCGCCCAAUUCCGCCGAACUCUCCGCCCCGCCAUUGACCAGGGCUUUGUUGCCGACACCUCUGACCGUCCUCAACUAGCCAUGGACGCCGAGUUCCGGCGUGUCAGCGAUGCCUUCAAGGCAGACCUGACCCCACAGGAGCUGGACUACUUCCAAUCCAGCCGGCUAGAGGAUGUCCAACAUGCACUGUCCAGGGUCCAGAGUGAGCAGGAAGCCAAAGGCAGCCUGCGAUUUUUGAGGAGGAUUGAACCCUUCGUCAACACUAUGCUCGAGUAUAGCAAGGUGGUCGAGGUCUUCAUCAAUGUUGAGGAGACAAUGGCCCUUAUCUGGGGGCCGCUGAGGUUCAUGUUAAUGAUGACGAAGAACCUCACCGAAGCCUUUAGCUCUUUGCUAGACACCUAUCAACAAAUCGGAGAACAGAUUCCUCUCCUACUGUCGUUCCAAGCGCUCUUCGAAAACCAAACCCACGUUCAUAUGAGACAGCUGCUGGUCCUGAUAUACCAAGAUAUUUUGAACUUCCAGCUGCUUGCUCUCCGAUUCUUCCGCAAAAAAAUGUGGAAAAAACUCUUCCUCGCAAAUUGGAGCGGGUUCAAAACAGAUAUCAGCCAGUUGAAGGAAAAUCUGGGACGCCACAAGCGGCUUAUCGAAAGCCGCGCUUCCCUCACCCAAUUUGAGGAGACGCAUAGCAUACGGGUGGCGGCCGAGGAGAACCUCAAGCAAACCAAGGAAGACACGCAACGCCGCCGCAGACGAGACGUGUUUCAGUGGCUGGGCUCUGCAGAUGUGGAGGCAGUUCACGAACGCCAUGUGACCGCCAGGGCCUGGAGCUCGGAGUCAUGUACCUGGCUAGCCCAGGAUCCAGUCUUUAAGGAUUGGUUCGAUCCUGACUUUUGCACUACGCCAUUGCUUUGGCUUAACGGCAAACCAGGCGCAGGCAAAUCUGUCCUUGCUUCGUCCGUGAUUGACAAGGCAAGAGAGCUUCAGGGGAUCACAGUUGCAUUCUUCUACUGCAGCGAGGGGGAUCCUACAAGGAGGGAGUUCAUCGCCAUUGCCAGAUCGAUGCUCGCCCAGCUAGUGGCUCAGGACGAAACCCUGAUUCUUCAUUGCGAGUCAAAGAUGUCAUCCCAAAAUGGGAAAGUGCCCCAAAACGUUUUAUCCGAUCUCAAGCUGGCAAAGGAUCUGCUGGAAACGGCUCUCAAGAGCCGAAAGACCUACGUGGUUCUGGAUGGGAUUGACGAGUGUGACAGAGAGCAGCGGAAGGAUAUCUGCCAUUGGUUUAGGGAGACAGUAAGCAACCUCCCUAGAACUAAGCACGAUGACAUCAGAUGUCUGUUCGUCAGCCAGGACGAUGGCAUCGCUAGGAAGGAUCUCUCCAUGAUUUCCACGCUCAGCCUCACAGCGGAGAAAAGUGAGCAAGAAAUCAAGGAAUUCUCAACACACCAUCAGUCCCAACUCGAGCUCCAGUUCCGUUCGCUAGGGAACUAUGGGCUUGACCUUGCAAGGAUCGUUACAGCCAGAUCGUGUGGGAUGUUCAUAUUCGCUCGUUGCGUAUUCGAAGAGUUGCGUCAGCAACCCUCGCUUCAAAAACUCCUGGACGAAUGGAAAGAAGACCGAUUCCCAAAGGACCUUACAGAGGUGUACACCCGGAUAUACAACCGGAUCAUGAGCUCUGGGUCCAGGAACCAGCACGAGGUUUCGAAACGGCUUCUGUCUUGGGUUGUUAUCGCAAGGAGACCUCUGAAGUGGUGUGAGAUGCAGGCUGCAAUAUCCAUCAACCUCGAAGAAGAAACGGUCAAUGAGCCAAAGGACCGCUUGGUAGACUCUUCGAAAGAUCUCUGUGCAUCCUUCGUUGAGAUCCACGCGGAUCAAAUGAUCGAGUUUGUGCAUGGCACAGUCAAGGAAUUCUUGAUCAACGAGCACAUCAUAGACCCCUCCAAGAGCGAGCUCGAUCUAUCCCUGCUUAGCAUGUCAUACCUCAGUCUUGGGGAGAUGGAUUUGGACAACAACACCGAGGAAGUCAUGCAUGGUGUCUUAGCUGGGCGCUAUGCAUUCUACGACUACGCCGUGUCCAGCUGGACAUCACACUUGAUGGCCUGGCUGGAAGGGGAAAGCCAUGACCAGGAGGUCAUCGAGAAGUUCAAGGGACUCCUUGACUUGUUCCUUGAUCAGCAUUACAACAAGACACCCACCGCAGCACCAGUGUCGAAGGAGAUGCACAAGAAGCUUCACGCUAUUGCGCACUUUGAGUCUUACGCCAGGGUCGCCCAAGCGAUCAUAUGGUCAAGGAAACAGCUCAAAACCCUCAGCACCAACGCCGACAGUACCACUGCAGUACUUGACUUCCCAGAGCUCACACAGAACAUCAGGGGGGCUAUGGAAAAUGCAGUGGAGGGGAAUCACUCACUGGACUCGCGAGACGCACUCCGACUCUUCUAUGGAGAGAAGCUAUUCAAAUGCAGUAAAGUCUACUGCCCCCGCUUCUAUGAUGGGUUUGAGUCGAAGCGCGACAGAGAUGAGCACCAGGGAUGCCAUGACCCUGUCGUUUUCUGUGGCCAUGGCAGUUGCUACAGGGCCAAGUUCGGGUUUGCUUCCGAGGCGGACCUUCGCCGUCAUAUGCUCCAGGAACACAGAAUCGACAACUUUCCGGACGUGCCGAAACCGAAACCAGAUCUUGAAAGGCGCGAAGGUGACAGACAAUGUCCGCACUGUCCUAAGCUUUUUCGUAGCUGGCAAGGUUGGAACUUGAAGCUCCAUGUGAGGACGCACACAGGCGAGAAGCCCUACGAAUGCUCGUCCUGUGGCAGAAGGUUCACAAGGAGUAACAAGAGGGACGACCAUUUAAAGCGCACAUGCAAAGGCUCAGCCUCAGAUGCCCAGUUAUGAUAACACCGCAACCGCCCAUCAUCUCUGGCAUGGGAGGGGUGGUGUACAAAUCAUGUAUCGUAACUACGGAGUUGAGACGUGGUUGGGAAUAUUACAUGAGAGAGAAACGAGAAAGAACAUGUAGUUUGUAAAAAUGAGGCUAAAUAAGUCAGUGCACCCCUUGUUGGCCCACCCCCCAUGUUCGCCCACCUUUUCCACGCCUUUUUCACAAAAACUCACUGUUUUCAUAACGCAUUUAAACAUCGUACAAAAAUCGUAUAAAUAUAAAAUAAACAGCUUUAUAUAGCUAAAAGCAUAA
Molecule: messenger RNA, 3187 nt
Organism: Gaeumannomyces tritici R3-111a-1
Lineage: Eukaryota; Fungi; Ascomycota; Sordariomycetes; Magnaporthales; Magnaporthaceae
Exons: 8
Coding region: 88-2889 (933 amino acids)
Source: RefSeq, a predicted model, not a curated record